AGGAAGGCUACAUUGGGGACCAAGAGGUGCUGUCAUCCCAGAGUCUGGCAGAUUCUUAUCAGCACCUUCUUCUCAACUCUGCUCAAAGGGGCCAGUGGGAUGAAGACUGCCUCCACCUUCCUCUUCAUCAUCUUCCUCAUCCUUCCUGGGCACCUGGUCCUGGGGCAGGCUCACUGUUCCCUAGAUGAGCUCUUAAACAAGAAGAUCGAGGAGCAGGCUAGCUCCUAUGUUCUGGCUGCCGUUCAAAAGCUUCAAGUGAGCUGCUUCAGUGUUACCUCUCGGGGUGCUCUAGCCACCUGCCCCUCAGGGUCCAUCGUCACAAGCUGUUCAUGUGGCUCAGCCUGUGGCUCCUGGGAUGUUCGUGAACCCACCACGUGUCACUGUCAAUGUGCUGGAAUGGACUGGACUAGUGCCCGCUGCUGCAAGUUUGGGGGCCAAUGAUGAGCCGAGACAGAGCCUUCCUUUGCCUUCUUCCCACCAAAUCCUUCCUGAGUGUGGCCUGCUCCCAGGAGUCAAAGCUAGAGGUUAAAUAAACAUGGCAUGUGGUCAGAG
Phascolarctos cinereus (koala) is the source of this 552-nucleotide messenger RNA. RefSeq names its product resistin (gene RETN). Gene Ontology annotation, cellular component: extracellular region. The record is from RefSeq and is a predicted model, not a curated record. NCBI's taxonomy places the organism in Eukaryota, Metazoa, Chordata, Mammalia, Diprotodontia, Phascolarctidae. Gene Ontology annotation, molecular function: hormone activity.